Molecule: messenger RNA, 831 nt
Organism: Thyridium curvatum
Lineage: Eukaryota; Fungi; Ascomycota; Sordariomycetes; Thyridiales; Thyridiaceae
Exons: 1
Coding region: 1-831 (276 amino acids)
Source: RefSeq, a predicted model, not a curated record
AUGGUCCUGGUACGCGCCUUUCUUCACUACCACCGCUGUUACCAUGAACCCGAUUUUUGGCAAGGUCUUGUUGCCUGGCCCAAGAAACGCCACAAUCUUGGGCCUGAAGCCGCCCAAGCCCUCCACUAUUGCCUCGUCGCUGGCCGCAGUGCAUAUAUGCAGGGGGCAAAUACCGAACAAGAAUCUCCUCUGACCCGCAUCCUUGAUCAAUGGAUCUGUUCGCUCGCCAAGGUCACUCAACAUCCACCUACCGUGCCCGAUGCAAAGGCAAGACAGCUCUUGCGUGAAGAUUGGGCACGUCUCCUACGAGAAGGGCAUCUCAGCCAGCUCGCAACUCGUGAGCGUCCCUGGCGGCCAGCUAAGUCAAGCCCCGUGGCAAACGAACGGCAACGUCAGAAAGAAGACGGAGAUGACGACAAGGAGCCUAAAGACGACCCUGCCAUGAAAUCCAAGCAGCUCAAGGAGCCCAGGAGUAAGCAUCUCUUCUCAGAUCGUCUCGGACAAAUGGAGACGGUGACAAGCGGCAUGAAUACUCGCAUUGAAGUAUUGCGGGAUGAGCUUGUUGAACAAUUCGCCCGCCGAAACAAAGAUGUCGAGGUCGUAAAAGGAUGGCAUCAGGAGCACGAUUUGACCAUUGCUUCCCUCAGUCGAUUGAUCGUGGGACUGGAGGCCCGUCUGGAGAACGCUGAGAGAGAGCUGUUGCUCGUGCGGAAGGAGCUGGACGAGCACAUCAGCGGCUACUGCAAUGGGACGAAGCAGGUUGCCCCUGCCCAGCGAUCAAGACCAUCAACUGGAGGGUUUCAGAGAGGACAACGACCCGCCUGGUCCUAG